AUGGCCUCUCCAUUUGCUUGCUUGCUAUUCCGUACAUGCCUUCUUCUCUCCACUCUGGUUGGUAUUUCCUUGGUAAUGGCUGCUGAACGUUCGACCUAUAUUGUCCAUAUGGACGGGUCGGUGAUGCCAAAGGCCUUCAACCAUCACAAGCAGUGGUACACAGCUUCUCUUCAGUCUCUAAGCGUUGCCACCUCAAAUCUACUCUAUGUCUACGAGAACGCCAUGCAUGGAUUCAGUGUUGCACUCUCAGGAGAAGAACUAAAAGCUCUCAAGAAAAUGCCAGGAGUGCUGGACGUGCACAAGGACAGACACGCCAAAGUGGACACAACCCAUACGUACGAAUUCCUUAACCUGAAUGUGGCCACUGGACUCUGGCCAGCCUCCAACUACGGGGAAGACGUGAUCAUCGGCGUCAUCGACACCGGAGUCUGGCCGGAGCACAAGAGCUUCAAUGACAGAGGGAUGAGUGAAGUACCAAAGAGAUGGAAGGGAGUAUGCGAGGCAGGAGAGGAGUUCAACUCCUCCAUGUGCAACCGCAAGCUCAUCGGAGCUCGCUACUUCAACAAGGGUGUCAUUGCCGGUAAUCCUGGUGCAACCAUCACGAUGAAUUCGACUAGAGAUAUUGAAGGCCAUGGCACACACACUUCAUCCACAGCAGCAGGGAGCUAUGCUGCUGCUAACUUUUUUGGUUAUGCCCCCGGGGUUGCAAGAGGGGUUGCGCAUAGAGCAAGAUUGGCCAUGUACAAGGUCCUCUGGCUUGAGGGGCGUUAUGCAUCUGAUGUCCUCGCUGCCAUGGACCAAGCUAUGAUUGAUGGUGUUGAUGUUAUCUCAAUAUCAAUGGGCUUCGAUGGAUUGCCAUUGUAUGAAGACCCAAUAGCCAUAGCAUCAUUUGGUGCAAUGGAGAAGGGAAUUAUUGUUUCCUCUUCUGCUGGGAAUGCCGGACCGGACUUGGAAACUCUACAUAACGGAAUCCCUUGGGUGUUAACCGUGGCGGCAGGCACAAUCGACCGCCAACUCUCAGGGAUAGUGGUAUUAGGCAAUGGUCAGAUCAUCACUGGGACAACGCACUACCCUGAAAACGCAUUCCUUGUGGACGUGCCAGUCGCCUAUGAUGAAACCAUCUUGCCAUGCAACUCAUCCAAAUUGUUGUCCUCAGUGGCCGCUGAUAACAUCAUUAUAUGCAAGGACAAGGGAAAAACAUGGAAACAGGAAUCUUUUGUGACUCAAUCCAGAGCUGCAGGAGCUCUAAUAAUAGCCAACACAAGUGAGUACAUUUUUGAAUACACAAGUCCUGUGAUUGUGAUUGGUCCUGAAGAUGGAGUCAUGUUGGUGGAGUAUGCUAAGAACAACUCAACUGCCACGGUCACAAUGAAGUUCAAGCAGACCUUUGUGGGCACAAAGCCAGCUCCUGCAGUGGCGUCUUUCUCAUCAAGAGGGCCGUCACCAAGUUUCAAGAGUGUGCUAAAGCCUGACAUAAUGGCUCCAGGUGUUGAUGUCCUCGCUGCAUGGAUUCCAAAAGUUCCGGUGACUCACAUCGGCAAUGCUCCCUUGGCCAGUGAUUUCAACAUCUUAUCUGGGACAUCAAUGUCAUGCCCACACGCAUCCGGUGUGGCGGCACUGCUCAAGGACGCAAGGCCGGGCUGGAGCCCGGCUGCCAUCCGAUCAGCAAUGAUGACUACAGCUAGUGCAUUAGAUAACACUUUUCAACCCAUCAAAGAAGUUGGAAACUACUACAUUGCUACAAGUCCUCUCGCCGUGGGAGCCGGGCAAGUGGACCCAAACAAGGCUUUGGACCCUGGGCUUGUCUAUGAUGCCAGCCCACAGGACUAUGUGAGCAUGUUAUGUGCUUGCAAUUACACUCUUAAUCAGAUCAAGCUGAUCACGAGGUCUUCCAAGGACUAUGCCUGCUCCAAACCUUCAUCUGAUCUUAACUAUCCAUCCUUCAUCUCCAUCUUCAAUGCUAAUCUUACAACUCACUUCCAAACGUUUAAAAGAACAGUAACCAACGUCGGUGAUGGUCCGGCGAAGUAUACCGUCUCUGUGACGGUGCCCAAGUGGCUUGCAGUUGUUGUGGAACCGAAUGUGCUAGUUUUCAAGGAGAAAUAUGAGAAGCUGAGUUAUAGGGUUCAUCUGAAGGCAAGCUUAGAAGCAUCAAGGAUGACUGCAUACGGAUUUGGAGAUCUUAUCUGGGUUUCUGAAACUGGAAAGUAUAAAGUUAGGAGCCCAAUUGUGGUACUUCUCUAG
This is a messenger RNA of Dioscorea cayenensis subsp. rotundata (Guinea yam), 2244 nucleotides long. RefSeq names its product subtilisin-like protease SBT3. The record is from RefSeq and is a predicted model, not a curated record. Gene Ontology annotation, biological process: proteolysis. Bases 1 to 2244 code for a protein of 747 amino acids. Gene Ontology annotation, molecular function: serine-type endopeptidase activity. NCBI's taxonomy places the organism in Eukaryota, Viridiplantae, Streptophyta, Magnoliopsida, Dioscoreales, Dioscoreaceae. The transcript has a single exon.